Molecule: messenger RNA, 2462 nt
Organism: Homarus americanus (American lobster)
Lineage: Eukaryota; Metazoa; Arthropoda; Malacostraca; Decapoda; Nephropidae
Product: protein SpAN-like
Biological process (GO): proteolysis
Molecular function (GO): zinc ion binding; metalloendopeptidase activity
Source: RefSeq, a predicted model, not a curated record
AUGAUAAGAAGGCAAUCCGUGAAGGCCUGAACUACUGGAUGGCACACACCUGCAUCACCUUUGUUGAGACGACAGAUAUGGACCAGCCACACCUCAAGUUUAUCCACGGUGAUGGUUGUUGGUCAUUUGUGGGACGCCAACACACCUGGCAGGGUCAGGCACUGUCCUUAGGUGAUGGCUGUGCUCAGCUUGGCCAGGUCGCUCACCAACUUGGUCACGCUAUCGGCUUUUACCACGAGCACAUCCGACCAGACCGUGAUCAGUACAUCUACAUCAUGGAGGACAACAUUAACAAGGAAGACCUCUUUAAGUUUCAGAAACAUCUUCACUACACGGUCGAUAACUUCAGUCUGCCCUAUGACUUCACCUCCAUCAUGCACAACAGUAACAGGUACGGCGCCUUCAACCGCUCCCUCACCAUCAUCACCCUCGACCCACUGGCCCAGGGAAUCAUUGGACAGCGUGAUGGCCUGUCGCAUUACGAUAAACUACGGGCCAACCUCAUGUACAACUGCACCGGCAAGUGGUUGGAUCAGUGUGGACUUACCUCAGAGCCGUGCCAGAACUACGGCUAUACGGGGAUCGACUGUACGUGUGUGUGUCCUCCAGGUACCUCAGGCGAUUACUGCCAAGUUAACCUCACCAAAUAUUACGAUUACGCAGUCUCCAGUUGUUCUGAGGUCAUCACGGAAGCUGGUAACAUCUCCUCACCUAAUUAUCCCCUGAACUAUCCGGCAGGCUCAGAGUGCGUGAAGGUCAUCAGAGCCUCAGAGUGCCACGUCCCUCGGCUUACCUUCAACGACUUCUCACUGUACCGCCGAGAAACCUGUAGGGAAAGACCUUGUUGUCGCUACGACGUCCUGGCCAUCAUGGAGAUACCUGACGAAGGAGAACCUGGUGAUAUAAGAUAUUACUGCGAGAGAGAUAUAUCCCCGGGACAGAACAUAACAAGCAGUGAGAGGGAGAUGGUCGUGUAUUUCUCAAGCCGUACUGAUGAACACAAGGGAUGGGCCGCCGCUGUGUCGUUCGUGAAGAGUGGAACUUGUUCAUCUGUAGGUUCAGCCCAAUCUAUCGUCACUGAUAUUACUGCAAUGACUACUACACCCACUACUACUACUACUACAUCUACUACUACUAUUACCACUCCUACCACCACUGCUACCACUCCUACCACCACCACCACCCCUUCAGGACCUCGAUGUGAAGUUGACUCCUCAGGUGACUGUGACCUCUGGUCUUCGCCAAACUUCAACACAAAGAAAUACCCCAACAACUUCGACUGUACAUUCAAUGGCAAGACGGACCAGCCAGCUCGAGUGGUCAUCACAGCCAACACCUUCAAACUAGCCAGGGGUGACACUGUUCAGCUCAAUUACUUGUACGGGAAGAGGAGGAGAUACGCUGGUAAAACCAAUUGGACUUACAGUGUACCGAGCGCCUAUAACAGUUUGGUGUUUAAGACCAGCAGACGCUACAAAGAUAUAGGCUUCAACAUCACCAUCUGCCGGGAACAGACGACUUGCCACAAGGUGAUCAGGGCGGAGAGUGGCAGCAGCGACACCAUCAGCUCACCAGACUACAACACUGGGACGCGCGCCUCAGCCACCCAGUGUGAGUGGUGGAUCAUGGCUCCCGAGGGCAAGACCAUACAACUGGACUACCUUCACACACGCGUCGCCACCACCAAACGCUGUAGAGGGGACUACCUUGUCCUGAACGGCGCUGGGAGUAAGGCUUAUCCAUCCUCCAACAGCACCAUUUACUGUAACGAGGGGAACCGAACACUCACCUUUAGUAGUAACUCUCUGUUUAUAACUUACCAUGGGCAGAGGAGGUUGACCAAGGGCGUGUCUUUCAAGUACACCAUCAAGUAAACACCACAUGUAGAGGAUGGAGGAGGAAGAGGGACAGUAUAUGGACACACACACACACACACACACACACACACGAAGAAUUAACUUCAAACUAAACCCAAAUUUCUUCCAUCAUCAUCUGGCAAGAAGGCUAAUAAGUUGUCAUCUAAAUAAAUAGCACAUUUUAACCUUACUGGUAUAGGGUUAAAAUAUUUACCUUAGUCCUGGCUAUAAAAUAUUUCUGGCGGAAAGAAAACGACAUUGUGUCAGGGGUAACUCAAGUAUUACAUGAUACUACUCUACUAUUGGUAAAGAUCACAUAAAAAGAGUUAUUAACGUCUCUGUUUAGGUGAUAAUUGUGGGUAAUUUGAACACCUUAACAUAAUAUAUUUCUUCUUCUAAAAAACGAAAAACAAAACCUGAUUCUUAUAUAGUUUGAAAAGAUUUAAAUAUUUUUUACAAUAUUCACAGGUUUGGGGGAUCCUUCUAGUACCGGGUAUUAUAUUUUCAUGACAUCUAAUACGACGAAUUUCCUCUCCCACGAUCAAUGAAGAAAGCUAUUAUUUGUAUUCAGUUAAUUAUAAGAAUAAAACAUACAAAAAAAAGAAA